UUGGCAGACUAGGCACUCCUCUUAUGUGAAUAACCAAUACGAGGACCAACAGGCAAUAUGACAAUGUGAAAUCGAACUGCGACUUAUCCAUAUCUUGGCUGGGAGGAUACAACUCUUCUGUCGAAAGUAAGACUAAAUCAGCUAUGUAGUAUCAACGUCUGGAAUUCGGCUGUCUAAGACUGUUUUUUUCUGCAGGCAGGAGUACGGAAUGAUAUCAUCUGGUCAGGCUUUCCUGGUGAGACUGGGAAUACCGUGAGAGAACUCGUCUCCAGCAUGGGGUGUGCUUGAGUGGCCAGUGGCUUGUGUUGGGGUCCAGGCCCCUGGCGGGAUGCUGACGGCUGGUCGGUAUGACUCCGCUGGACCUGUGGCUGUCACGCUCCAUUCCCAUGUGCCUGCUCCUCCAGAGCCUGUUGCUCAUGGCCCUGUGCUUCCACUCGGCCAGCAUGUGCCCCAAGGGCUGCACCUGCAAACGUGCCGACCCCCUCCUCCAUGGACUCAACGUCACCUGCAGCCAGUCCCGGCUGAAAGAGAUCCCCCCAGACCUUCCCUCCGACACCGCUCUCCUCAGACUUGACCACAACCAGAUCAGCGCCGUACCCGACCGCGCCUUCCAGGGCCUGAGGCUGCUGCGGGAGCUCAACCUGUCCUACAAUGCCGUGGAGACCCUGGGGGAGGGCUCCUUCGGUGGCGUGGAGGCCACAUUGCAGCUGCUGGAUCUCUCCCACAACCGCAUCACUAAUGUACACAAGGACGCUUUCGCCCGGCUCAAGGCUCGUGUUCUGGUGGACGAUAACCCCUGGCACUGUGACUGUGCACUCCAGCAGGCGCUGGGCGGCAUGGCCCACAACCACGAGGCUGCGGCCCGGGUCCUCUGUCGGAGCUCGGAGCUACGUGACCAGGAGGGACGUCCCUUUCUGGCAGUGGACACGGACCUCUGUAACCUGGCCAAGAGGACCACUGACUACGCCAUGCUGGUGACAAUGUUUGGCUGGUUUGCUAUGGUCAUUUCAUACGUGGUGUAUUACGUUCGUCAAAACCAGGAAGACGCCCGCCGCCACCUUGAGUACCUCAAGUCUCUUCCCAGCAAGCCCAAGAAACCAGACGAGGCAGAAGACAUCAGCACAGUUGUGUGACAUCACGUAACAUGUGACUGCAUGACAAAUGAACCCUACAUGGGGGGAAAAAAUUUGAUAGGACCCACAUUUCUAGUAAUGUUACCAACAGUCUUCUGUCAAACUGUGUUGUGUUUUGUCCCCACUGUGAUAUGAUAUGAUGUGAUACAAAUGAAAUCGGGAUACUGGGCAGUACAAUAUUCUAAACAAAUAUUUAUAAAUUGUUGAGAUACUUUUUUGAUGACUUCAGAGAAAUACCCACUUUUAGCGUUCACUCAAAUCUAAAGAAAAUUCUAACAAAUUAAGUAUUAAUUCACUUAAGAUAAUGGCAGGAAAUGUAUUAUCUACGUAUCAACGUUUCUAAAAUGUGUUAAACUCGGAUUUUGGAGUGCUUUCAAUUUUUUAUCUCAGGUUUGAACUUGUAUCUUUUUAAAAUCUUAAACAUUUUAGAAAUAUCAAAUUCUGGAAAAAAUAUAUUAUCGGACAACCACUUUUGUAAGGCAUAACCUGCACACUUGUAGGUUACUGUGCACUUCCUCAUUAAAAUUACUUUUAUAAACCAUGGGCCCAAACACAAUGAAAUUACCUUUAAUCUCCAUAUAACAGGGAAUGGAAUGGUUUACAUGCAUAAUUAAUGACCUCACUGAUGUUGGCUGCAGAACACUGGUAUGAUGUACAGUACAAUGCACUCCUUCCUUCAUUUUGUGAAGUUAACGAACUGUACUGUAUGUUCUUGUUGUCUGUAAAUGACAAAGCUAAUCUGUUGCAUCUUUGUUGAUGUGUGAUGGUCACAUGACAAAGCACAGUGGUUUAUGGUAGAUGUCAAACGUCAUCCAAAAGAGUCUGAGGAUUAAGUGAACUCUUAGUGUUUGUGGUUAUCUGGUCCAAGUCAAUGAGAAUCAGUGAUGUUAAUCGUUACAUGUUAGUGCAUUUGAAAUACUGAAACACAAGGUGCAGCAGUUUCCUACGUAUUGUUCUGAAGUUCACUUUUACCACAAUGCUUCCUGUGAAAGAAAUUCAACUUCGCAGAUUGAGUCUCACCGUAAAUUUGUUCACAAACAAAAAUGCUAGAUUUUCAAAUGAGAUUGUAGACUGUAAUCAUUUCAGCUAUGAAAUAUCAACAUCCGUAUUCCAUCCAUGUAUUCAGUCCUGCAGAGAUGCACGCGUCAUUUACCUUGCAUUUAAUAACACUGUGUGUACAGUAAUGUUCCAGGCAGAGUAUGAAAAGUAAAUUGCAGCUGUCAUUUUGUAAUGGCUUCACAGUUACAAGCUCUGUAAGACACACCCAAAAGAGAGAGAGAGAGAGGAACAUCUACGCAAAAGAGGACAAUAGAAUUAGAUGAUCACGGGAGACCAAAUGAAAAAAGAAGACUUGCUGGAUGUCAUUUGGCCAGUCUUUGUGGGGAUCAUACACAAACAAUCAUUUGAGUAUUUCAUGAGCGCGGCUUUUUCAGCUACAAUGAAGUCAUACAGAGGCCUGUGGGAUAAGGAGUUUCACGCUCCACAAUUGUUAUGCUUGAAGAGCUACAGACUGAGCUACAGUUGAAGACAUGAUAUGAACAUACAUGGCUAGAAUGCACAUAACACCGUGCAAAUGUAAAUAGAAACAUUGUAGUCAUGUGAAUUACUUGAAAUCCCUUUAAAUAGUUGUUCUUGAAUGUGCUGUAGACAUUUGCCUUGUCUUGCAGAUGAGACCUCAUAGUGUCCAUGAAGGGUUCAGGAGUUGUCCUUUAUUGCAUGUUCUGCACACGAAGCACAGUGGAGCCAAGAACUUGAGAGCAUUUCUAAGUGCCUGAAAUACUUCUCUCACACUCUUUCUUUCCAUUCAACCUAACUUCAUUUUACUCGCUCCUUCCCGAACAUGAAAGCACAGCCUUUUACUGGCAAAUGUUCUUGCAUUUUGGAAUCCAAUCAUGUCCAGGAGGAUUUCUCAAUCCAUCCUACAGAAGAAUUACUGAAUGAAUUUGUUAUAUUUUAUGGCUCUGUAGUACUGAAAUCGACCAUCAUAUCAUAUCACAGCUAAACGUUCUUUUGUAACAUCAAAGCAGCUUUGUGAUGGUCUUUUUACCAAUAUAAUUUUCAGGAGGCAGACAUUACAAUGUCUAAUGUUUUGAAACGUGAUCAUAUUUAAGACCUGGAACUGACUUCCAUUAAUACAUUGUAAAGGCAUGUCAUAGAUCAAAGAAAAUAAAGGAAAUGUGUCAAUUAUAAUUUAAUUGUUUUGUUUUUUAACUCUGUUUUGGGGGCAUAUGAUGUCAUAUCUACACUACGCAAAUAAGGAUCUACUGUAUGAACUACCAUAAGGAGAUGCUUUUUCCGGUAAUGUGAUUUAAUUUAGAAUGUACAACACCUAUCCUGUUAUUUGAUUGUGAGUCCACUGUGAUUACAGAAGAUAGCAGUUGCAUUAUUCAGCAGCUGCACUGCCCUCAGCGUUAUUGAUUUAAUUCGUACAUUCAGAACAAAAACGAUUUAUUUUCCGCUUAACUAAAUGUUUAUCUUGGAAUAAUUUGAAGAUUUAGCUUUUUCUUUGUCCUACCAGUUUGCAUAUGACCAAUAAUAUCGGUCACAAAAUGCAAAGUACUACAUCAUGAAUAAGGCAUGUCAAGAAAACUGACAACGAGCCAAUCUGUGGUGAAUUGCAAGGAAGACAAUGGCGUUUGAAGUGAGACAAGAGGCCGCUUCAAAGGUUUUGCUAAAAGCUCCAAUGCUGCCAUACAUGAGUGCUCAAACAAUUACUUGUGUUUUUCCUUGACAGAGGUACAUCUGUACAAUUACCUUCCGCUGUCAGCUGUUAAGGCCUGGCUGCCUGUUAUGGAUUGUCUCUUGAAUUAUAAACUGUCACAAGAUUAAACUUAGACCUUAGACCUAUUUAUAGCCAAGAGGAGGUUUACCCAGAGUUAUGCUUCAAAGUCACUAGAAGGCCCCAAGCACACACAUGUAGUAAGCAGUAAGGAAAGUUUAGACAGUGAGGAGGUGGGAAAUUUGUGAACUUGACACUUGAACAGUUAUUUUGAGGAACUUGAUUACAUUAUAUUUCAAAUACAUUUUUAAGGAUGGACAUCAGUUACAAAACAAUCUUUAAAUACAAUUGUUUUUUGUAGUCAGUCCUCUAUUGAAAAGAUACUGAACAAAAUAGCUGCUUGUUUUUCCAGUAUACUGUAGCGGACAGAGAUGAAAAGUUGACUUAAAGUUAACAUACUUUACCAUAACUUCUGCUACUGUUUAAGAUCCCCUCUAUGAGUUUGUAAAAUUGAUUACUAAUAUAAAAUAAGGGGCUCUGUCAUAGUCAUGUUUUGUGGAGUCUUCACUUCUGGACAAUUUAAGCUAUUUGUCACAACUAGUACACAAUUAGACCAGAUUAAUAUAGUAAAACACAUCUGAUUACAUUUGGUGCACUACGAAAAUGUCACCUUUCCAUAAGAGAUUAAAUCAGUACUUCUACUAUUAAACUAAUAGCUACUCUGUACCUCAGGUUAUUAAAGAUGUGUCCCUAUCUCUACCCUAUGUAUCUCGCUGUAUUGCAAUCUAACGCUAUAUUGCUGCUGUCUUCUUGAUUAAUGUACCUGAUGUGUC
This is a messenger RNA of Osmerus eperlanus (European smelt), 4685 nucleotides long. It is a transcript of the gene lrrc3b, whose product is annotated as leucine rich repeat containing 3B. Lineage: Eukaryota; Metazoa; Chordata; Actinopteri; Osmeriformes; Osmeridae. Bases 348 to 1133 code for a protein of 261 amino acids. Gene Ontology annotation, molecular function: protein binding. The record is from RefSeq and is a predicted model, not a curated record. The transcript is spliced from 2 exons.